Messenger RNA from Polyodon spathula (Mississippi paddlefish), 507 nucleotides. RefSeq names its product mesogenin 1 (gene msgn1). The transcript has a single exon. Gene Ontology annotation, biological process: regulation of transcription by RNA polymerase II; mesoderm formation. The coding region runs from base 1 to 507 and encodes 168 amino acids. Gene Ontology annotation, molecular function: protein dimerization activity; RNA polymerase II cis-regulatory region sequence-specific DNA binding; DNA-binding transcription factor activity, RNA polymerase II-specific. NCBI's taxonomy places the organism in Eukaryota, Metazoa, Chordata, Actinopteri, Acipenseriformes, Polyodontidae. Gene Ontology annotation, cellular component: nucleus. The record is from RefSeq and is a predicted model, not a curated record.
AUGGAGCAUGUGCACGAAGGUCUAAUCGACUUGGAUGAUGGUUUAAGCAUCAUCGCCUCUAAACUUCUCGCUGCCUGGGACUGGAAGACCAAAGAAAAGGCCUUCGAAAUGGGACACGAGCUGUCUCCUCGAAGUAUGUCUCCUGCCUCCUCUUUUGAUUCUGUCUGUUCUUCUCCAGAGAUGACGAAUACCGCAGGAAAACCCUUGACCAGUCUUCAGCAUUCUGGUUUUCAAAGCCUUACUAACGACGUAUUGCCCGCCACCGCCAACCACAAACAAACAAACAAACCGAGGAUGUCGACCAAACGUCGGAUGAAAGCCAGCGAGAGAGAGAAAAUGAGAAUGAGGAAUCUGGCGGAUGCCUUGCAUCACCUUCGAGAUUAUUUGCCUCCUGACUACAGCCAAAGAGGACAACCCCUCACCAAAAUACAGACCCUUAAAUACACCAUCCAAUAUAUAAAUGAACUUUCCGACCUCCUUAGAAAAAAUGGGGAAGGGUUUGAGUAG